UCAAGGCUUCCGUCGCCUUUUCAAGUUGCUAAAAUGGCGAAAAUAAAAAAGAAGGGAACCUCCGGAGCGGCCAAAAAUUAUAUCACCAGAACUCAAGCGGUGCGCAAGCUUCAGAUCUCACUACCUGACUUCCGCCGACUAUGUAUCUUUAAAGGUAUCUAUCCUCGCGAGCCGCGAAACAAGAAGAAAGCAUCCAAAACCUCGGCCCCGAGCACGACGUUCUACUACACGCGAGAUAUUCAAUAUUUGCUCCACGAACCUCUUCUCAAGAAGUUUAGGGACCAAAAGGCUCUUUCAAAAAAGAUUGCCAGGUCCCUAGGACGUGGAGAUGUGGGCGAUGCUGCUCGGUUGGAAAGGAACAAUGCUCCGAAAAUCACGCUAGAUCAUAUUGUGAAAGAACGCUAUCCAACUUUCAUCGAUGCUCUCCGGGAUCUCGACGAUGCUUUAUCGUUGCUCUUCCUGUUCGCUAACUUACCUUCGACGGCCAAUGUCCCACCCAAAACAAUUGCCUUGUGCCAGCGACUAUGCCACGAGUUCCAACACUAUCUUAUCGCCACAAAUUCCGUCAGAAAAUCCUUCUUGUCCAUUAAGGGCAUAUAUUAUCAGGCGACAAUUCAAGGGCAAGAUAUUUUGUGGCUGGUACCGUAUCGAUUCGUUCAACAAGUCACGGGGGAUGUGGAUUACAGAAUUAUGGCUACGUUUGUUGAGUUUUACACCACGCUUCUCGGCUUCGUUAAUUUCCGUCUAUACACUUCGAUUGGAUUGGUAUACCCUCCAAAGUUUGACUCGAGGAGCGAUGAACGCGGUGCCGAGCUGGCCGCUUUCACCCUCGAGGGCAGAAAAGUUGGUGAAAUGCAGAAGGCUAUAUCAUCCGAGCCGCAAACAAAUGGACAGCUAGCGAAAAGUGAUUCAGCUGCGAAUGACAUUCAGGCCAAAGUUGAUAAUAUUCUCAAGGAAACGACCCUCAACAAUGAGCCUGAUGAUGAAGCGGUCGAUGUGGAGGAUAACGUCGAUGCAAUCGAUAAGUUCAAAACAACAGCGGCAGAGGCUGAUACUCUGCCACAGCCACAAAUGAGUGGGAAUGAGGUGGCUUCUUUGUUCGCUUCUUUCACUUUCUUCAUCUCUAGAGAAGCACCACGGGGACCUUUGGAAUUUUUGCUGAGAGCAUUCGGAUGCAAGCGAGUUGGCUGGGAUGCGGUCCUAGGUGAAGGAGCCUUCACACAUGACGAAACAGACCCUCGAAUAACACAUCAAAUCGUCGACAGGCCCCCUCUUCCUGAGUCUGCUCUCCCCCCUUUGCCCCAAAAUCCCGGCGAAGGGGCCGAAACGGCGCCGAGAGUACGACCUGGAACAAGGAUACCCGGCAGAACGUACAUACAACCGCAGUGGGUUUGGGACUGUGUAAAUGAAGGCAAGCUUUUAAGACCCGAUCUUUAUGCUCCCGGUGCCACGCUUCCUCCACAUCUCAGUCCUUGGGUCAAAGCUUCUAAGGGGGAAUACGAUCCUCGUCUCAGUUUAGCAGAACAAGAAAGUGAUGGCGAGGCCGAAAGACAAGCUGAAGAGGAGAAUGAGGAAGAAGAGUCCGAGGUCGAAGGCCUCUCCAUGGACAAGGAGAUGGUGGAAACAGAAAAUUCGGAGGCUGGCGAGUCGGAUGAAGAAUCUGUUGAUGGUGGUAUGGAUGUGGAUAUCCCCGGCUCUGAUGACGAGGAGGAAAGUGAAGAGGACAAUGCGCUUCGAGAGCUUGGUGGCUCGGAUGAAGCGGCGGAUGUUCAGUCUGAGUCAGAGGACGACGAGGAAGCCGCACGGAAUCAACACCAAAUGGAACUUGAAGCUGAAGCCGCAGGACUUCCAUUCACAGGGGCAGACGGCACUGGAACUUCUUCUAAAAAAUCAAAGAAACAGAAACCCCUGGCUAAGAAACAUGCAGCUCAGAAGAAGAAGGAACAGGAAGAACUUGAGCGUCAAAAGAUGAUGAUGAGUCGCAAGAAGCGGAAGUUGCUCGACAAGAUGUUGUACUCUAACAAGAAAAAGGAUGAAGAAGCAGAGAAGCUAAGGCGGAAGAGGAGAAAGAUUGAACAGGGAACGAAAGGCCGAUAAAGAAGUGUCUGAGGAAUCUAGUUUAUGAUACCUCGGAUUCGGAUUACAUAGCUGCUCUUCCAGAUUAGAAAAGCUCGUUGAGGCGUCAUUAGUGGUU
Coccidioides posadasii C735 delta SOWgp is the source of this 2194-nucleotide messenger RNA. RefSeq names its product mRNA-binding ribosome synthesis protein nop7 (gene NOP7). The record is from RefSeq and is a predicted model, not a curated record. Lineage: Eukaryota; Fungi; Ascomycota; Eurotiomycetes; Onygenales; Onygenaceae. Gene Ontology annotation, cellular component: PeBoW complex; nucleolus. Gene Ontology annotation, biological process: maturation of LSU-rRNA from tricistronic rRNA transcript (SSU-rRNA, 5.8S rRNA, LSU-rRNA); ribosome biogenesis. Gene Ontology annotation, molecular function: RNA binding.